Molecule: messenger RNA, 408 nt
Organism: Cooperia oncophora
Lineage: Eukaryota; Metazoa; Nematoda; Chromadorea; Rhabditida; Trichostrongylidae
Source: the annotation of a GenBank genome assembly
ACACUACGUUCGGUCAAGCCCACUAAUCGCUCUGUGAAGGUGCAAAAUUUUGGGCAGCCACAAGAGGAUUCCGAACAGCAUCAAAUCACUGUAAAAGACGUCGAUGGCCAGUCUAUAUGCAUGAACGGCGGCGGUAAUCCACUGUUCCAAGUGAGCGAGUGGAAACGUCUUACCCUCCUGGGCAUUCAGUCCCCGAAUAAGAAGUCUUGCAUGGAGCUGGUACUUGCCAAUAAAGGAAGCGACAUCCAUUUCGCUGAUAUCCGCUACCAGGUCGAUUGGGUUUGUGCGACUACAGGCAUCUGUCCCAGGAACAUGAAACUAAAAACCGAUAAUUGUGAUGAGUCGAAAGGAGAGAUAUGCGGUCAUACAUACCUUGUUGUUCUGCUUAACGGCACUGCCCAAAACUAA